Bicyclus anynana (squinting bush brown) is the source of this 850-nucleotide messenger RNA. RefSeq lists its product as uncharacterized. The record is from RefSeq and is a predicted model, not a curated record. Lineage: Eukaryota; Metazoa; Arthropoda; Insecta; Lepidoptera; Nymphalidae. The transcript has 2 exons. Bases 491 to 847 code for a protein of 118 amino acids.
ACUGCUUCUGGACCGAUUUCUGAUAAUAAAAUACACCAUUUAACUGUAUGUAGAUCUAACUGUAGAAGAUCUAGUAAGUAGGUAUUAUUUUUUAUGCCCUUGUGGAGUGGGUAAGACUGCAAAAUUGUUUGAUAAUACUGGGUCGGUACCUAAUUUUAAGCCUUGAGAGAAUAGAACUUAGAACUUGACUACGGUCGGUAAGUAUAUUUUUUUUAAUUGGCCUCACGGCUCUGACUUCUAACCUUUUUGUGUCUGUCGGUACGUAUCGAUACACUGUUGUAGUACCCACAUGUAUGACAAAAUCCACCUGAACCCAAUUCUCCGAAGUUAAAAUUUUGAAAAUAUUCAUCCUUGUAAAAACUAGUAAAAAGCUGUGGAAAAUACUGAAUAUAUAUGACAUCAAAUUAUUUUACCUCUAAUAUAUUAGUAGUAUAUUUAUGUCAUUCAAUGUUUGUAAGGGAUUUGGAUCAAUCCCUAAAAAUCUUCUUCAAUGUUUCCAGCAAUAAAAGAUGCAGAACAAGAGAAAAAGAACGCGGAGAAGAUCGAGAGGCUUUUGAAAGAAAAGGAGAUAGAAAUGGAAGAGAAAUUCCAAGGACGAAUUGCGCACGAAAUGAAGUACUUGAAAGAAAAAUUUGAAUUUAUACUGCAGAACGAACAAAUACGAGCAUCUCACAUGCUUCGGGAGGCGCACAGAGAAAGACAAGAGAAGAUAUCGGCGUUACAGACGCAACUAGAGUGUAAGAACAUGGCGGGCCUCAUGUAUGUUCUGUGCGCAGAGAGACGAAAGAGCAGGAUGGAGAAAUUGCGGAUCACUGAAGGUGAGACAAGGACGACAUCAGAGGCUUAACAU